GAGAAAAACUCCAGUGUUGUGCUACAGCAGAGGAUAUAAAAGCCUUCAAUCCGACACCAGGUCACUAUUUCAUUACAACCCGGCACUGAAGCUGCGCUGAAGGCAGGAAGAGAAGACAAGUAUGGCAACUGUGUUGGAUCCACAAGCACUGAUGUGGAAAAUCUUUUCUGUCCUUGUGCUGCUGGUGUUUUUACACCACAGUCGUACAGAUGCCUUCAACCUGAAGGAAACGCUGGCAGAUUGUCUGAAUGAUACAGACUACGCCAAGCUGCUGCAGACCGCGAAGGACGGCCUUCCACAUGUUCACAAACCUCAUCGCGUCAUCAUUGUUGGAGCUGGAAUGGCUGGACUGACCGCUGCUAAGUUAUUGCAAGAUGCAGGACAUGAGGUAACCAUAGUGGAGGCUAGUGGUCGUGUUGGAGGCCGUGUGGAGACCUACAGGAAUAAAACAGCGGGCUGGUACGCAGAACUGGGAGCAAUGAGGAUCCCAAGUUAUCAUUACAUCGUCCGCUGGUUCAUCAAAGAACUGGGGCUGAAGCUGAAUCGUUUCAUCAUGGACGACAUGAACACCUUCUAUCUGGUUCAUGGGCUGCGGAAGAAGACGUACGCGGUGAAGGCGAACCCUGACAUCCUGAAUUACAAGCUGCCUGAAAGGGAGAAGGGGAAGUCUGCAGAUGAGCUGCUGCAACAGGCUCUGCAGAGGGUGAUAGAUGAGGUCGAAGCUCAUGGCUGCAAAGCUAUGCUAAAGAAAUACGACCACUUUUCUGUGAAGGAAUAUCUGAGAAGUGAAGGUGGUCUGAGUGCAGAGGCUGUGAGGAUGAUCGGGGAUUUGCUCAACGAGCAGAGCCUCAUGCACUUGGCUCUGACUGAGCUUCUAUAUGUCGAAAGCGACGUCAGCGACAGCACAUCGUACGAUGAAAUAACCGGAGGGACGGACCUUCUUGCUAAAGCUUUUCUGUCUGUUCUGGAUGUCCCAAUUCUCCUUAAAUCCAAAGUGAAAUACAUCAACCAUUCAGAUAAGGGUGUAACUGUGUGGUACGAGAAAGAUCACGAUUGCUCUUUGAAGCGCCUCGAUGCUGACGUUGUCCUGGUAACGACCACAGCUAAAGCAGCCCUCUUCAUAGACUUUGAUCCUCCUCUGUCCUUCAGAAAGAUGGAGGCCAUGCGGGGGGUGCACUAUGAAAGCUCCACCAAAAUCAUCCUCACCUUCAGUGAGAAAUUCUGGGCGAAAGAUGGCAUCCGAGGAGGAAAGAGCAUCACAGACGGACCCUCUCGUUACAUUUACUACCCCAGCCACAGUUUCCCUGGAAAUGACACCAUCGGCGUCCUUCUGGCUUCCUACACCUGGUCCGACGACUCCCUCCUCUUUCAAGGUGCAAGCGACGAAGACCUGAAAGAGCUGGCUUUGAGAGAUUUAGUGCAGAUCCACGGUGAGGUCAUCAGGUCAAAGUGCACUGGUGUGGUGGUGAAAAGGUGGAGCAUAGAUCCGUACAGUUUAGGGGCCUUUGCUUUGUUCACACCUUACCAGCAUUUAGAGUACUCAGCAGAGCUCUUCAGGCCUGAAGGCAGGGUGCACUUUGCUGGUGAACACACAGCUUUUCCUCAUGCUUGGAUCGAGACAUCUAUGAAAUCUGCUAUUAGGGCAGCUACGAAUAUUAACCAACAUGCACUAUGGGAAAAGACCAGAGCUCAUCACCACCCUGAGCUCUAAGGACAUCUACAACAUAGCACUGAACUGUGUUUUUGUUUACAAGAAAAGGAAGGGAUGUUGCCUUUUGUUAGGUGGUUGCAUUCAUUCUGGCGUCGCUAAGGGAUACUUUGAUUAUAAAGGGAUGUUUAAAAUUCCAAAGUUAACCUUUUAAUGCAUGUUGAAAGUCAAUUUGGACUUAAAAUGUUGGAACGUUUUGUAAAUGCAACAUGAGAUGAACACGUGAUAUUUUACACCAUAUCAUUUUAUUUAUUUAAAAAUUAGCUUAACCAGUAGCAGAUGCGGAGAGACUAUACAACCACAUCUACCCAAUGAUUCAGCAGAAGCAUCUUUAGCAAUGAACGCUUAUUUUCAAUCUUGCUUCAGUUCAUUGAGGUUUGUAGCAUCGGUUUCUACAACUCUCUGAUUUUAAACAGGGUGAGGUCUGGACUUGGAUGACACCGUCAACACCUUCCUUCUGUCUGAUCCUGUCACAUGAAACAGUUUCAGCCAAGCUUUAGCUGUCACACGUAUGAUACUUUGGAAUCCAGAGGAAUCUAUGGUAAAUUCAAUGACUGCAAGGUGUCCAGGUCCUGUGAGCGCAGAACUAGGCCAGAUCAUCAGUCUUCCACCACCAUGCUAGACAUAUGGUAUGGUGUUUGAGCUGAUACGCUGAGUUUGGUUUUAUCCUAACAUGUCGCUGUGUUUUCUAACCAAACAUUUUCACUUUGGUUUCAAUUGUUCAGAACACAUUUCUCCAGAGGUCCUGAGGUUUUUUUAGAUGCAGCUUUGCUUAGCUACGCUGUCAUGUUCUUUAUAGAGAGAAGAUAUUUUCUCCUGCAACCCCUCCAAACAGGCCAUACUUGUUGAGUCUUUUUCUAAUUGUACUGUUGUGGUUUUAACAUUUAGCAUGCUAAUGGAGGCCAGGAGAGUCUGAGAUGUAGCUUAUUUUUUUUAUUAAUUAAUUUUUUCUGAGCAUUAAAUAGUCUGACUUUGGGCUAAACUUACUGGGACAUCCACUCCUGGGAAAAUUGGCAGCUGCCUUGAAUGUUUUGCACUUCUGGAUAAUGUCUGUCAUUGUAGGGUGAAGAGGUCUAGAUCUUUUUGCAGGGAUCUCCCUGAACGACCUCUCAGCCCUGUAUCAAACCAGAGCACAAAACAAAGCUCGUUCAGGCCUUGCAGAUCAAAGCCACCUCUUGGCUUGUGAGUUUUUGCUGCUUCCAUCAGGGUGCAGGUACAUCCCACCAAGAUGAAGGACUAACAGACACAAAUAUUCUUUUGUCCCUGCAGCUACUGCCCUGUUGAAUAAGUAGCUCUACUUGAAUACUAGCUCUAUUAACAAUGAUUUUCUUGAUACACAAGGAUACUUGAUACAGGAGUGCAAUUCAUUUUAAGUAUUUUAAGUAAUAAUUUAAGUAAAUAUAUUUCCACUCUGACAAUGUCUGGUUCUCUUGUAUUGUUUUAUUAUUGUUUUUCGAGAAUACAACAGUGAACUAUUAUGAAUAAAUAUAUUUAUAAAUAAUAAAAUUGUUAAA
This is a messenger RNA of Melanotaenia boesemani (Boeseman's rainbowfish), 3222 nucleotides long. RefSeq names its product L-amino-acid oxidase-like. NCBI's taxonomy places the organism in Eukaryota, Metazoa, Chordata, Actinopteri, Atheriniformes, Melanotaeniidae. Gene Ontology annotation, biological process: amino acid catabolic process. Gene Ontology annotation, molecular function: polyamine oxidase activity; L-amino-acid oxidase activity. The coding region runs from base 122 to 1711 and encodes 529 amino acids. The record is from RefSeq and is a predicted model, not a curated record. The transcript is spliced from 8 exons.